AAGAAAAAAGCAUAUUAUCCAAUAUAUAUAAAUCAUUACGCACAUGCCUUGUUCUGUUUGACAGCAAAUAGGGCCCCUCCACAUUUGGUGGUCACUUAAAUGUGUUUCUUUGAGAAUCCACUUGUUAUAUUUUAUUAUUCUAUUGACCGCUCAUCCAAUUUUUUAGCCUGAGCCGCCUUACAACUUAGGCGCUGCUAAUCCCCGCCACUAUUCUCCUUAUCACCUUUCAUGGAGGAUCACCAACUCUUUCAACCUCUCUUGGCAACCACCACCUCCUCCAGCUCUUCCUCCACCCUAGAAGAUCACGAAGAUAAUGAUAUCAAGCUUUUCUUAUCAGGUUCCAGCAUCAUUCUCCGGCUAGUCACCAUCAUUUCUCUAGGCGUUAUUUCCUUGUGGGCAAACUAUGAAGCUUCAAAAGGUUUUGAUAUCACAGUAGUCAAUGAUAUCAAAGACACUUCAGCAGGCAAACGAUUUACCCUCUUGUACAUAUCCAAUGACAAAGCUAUCCGUAUAAUCCAGAACACUAGUGCCAUUGUCGAAAACAUUCUUUACCCAAAUAGCAACCACUCCAAGAAGAAAGUGAGCCACGUCACCCUUCGUUUGAUUAGCAGAACACACCAAACCAGCUUGGUCAGGGUUAUAACAAACACCAACCAUGAGUAUGCGAUUCAUAUUGUUAGCCCAUCAUCUGAUACCAAGAAUCUUGAUUCUGAAAUCACAUUGAUGGUUUUACAAGGAAUGGCGCGUAUCUGGAUUUGGGAUGAUGGCAAGCCUAUGGCUCCGUCGUGGCUUCUUGAUGGACUGGUUGAAUACAUAAAGAAGGCUGCAGGAUUUGCUGACAUGAGAGGUUCCGGGCAGGUGCCAGAACUGGGCCAUUUUUGUCUAGGGCAUAGGGACCCCAGAUAUGUUGCAGAAACUCUGGAACAUUAUGAGAAGAACGUUACGAAGGGAUUCAUCCAACGGCUAAAUCAAGGUCUGAAAUAUGGAUGGCAUGAUCUUACUGUGGACGAUGCAUUAGGGAUGCCGGCAAAGAAUUUUUGUGGUUCUUUUGGCAACUCAUCUGACGGAUUUUCAAGUUAAAAGAAGAUAAAGAAAAAGGAAAUGUGAUUGCUCAUGGAGGCAGUUGUCGAGAGAAGCAUCGUCUCUACAUAAUGUUUAGUGGAUUCAGAACUACUAUUCUAAGUCUUUCCGCUUUCGGUACAUUUCUCGAUUCAUUUGCUCCAGACAAAAUGGAUUAUAUUAUGGACCAUGUUUUAUUGUGGCCUUAUCUUCUUUCUUUGUUUUUUUAAGGAUUCACCCGUUUACUAUAAUUUUUUUAUUUUAUUUUACUUUUAUCUA
This is a messenger RNA of Ricinus communis (castor bean), 1338 nucleotides long. RefSeq lists its product as uncharacterized. The record is from RefSeq and is a predicted model, not a curated record. The transcript has a single exon. NCBI's taxonomy places the organism in Eukaryota, Viridiplantae, Streptophyta, Magnoliopsida, Malpighiales, Euphorbiaceae. The coding region runs from base 229 to 1080 and encodes 283 amino acids.